AUGGAACAGUCUAACAAACUGAAACCAACAGAAAAUUUAUCGAGGCGUAGUCCACCAAAAAUAACUUGGCAACAUUCAUGGUCAUCAGAUGAAACAAAAAAUGGAUUAGAAAACUCUCACUUUGGAACUAUUCCAACUGAAGUGAUGUUAGACAUAUUCAAAUAUUUGUCUGUACAUGAUUUAGGUAAUGUCUCAUUGACUUGUCGUUCAUUUAAAAUGAUUGCCGAUCAAGAUGAAAUAUGGAAACUAAAAUAUAAUUCAUCAACAAAAUUACAUUCAAAAUCUUAUAAAGAAAUUUAUAUAGAUUGGAUGUAUGAAAAAUAUUUACGUAAUAUAGAAUUAGAAGAAGUCGAAGCUCACUAUCAUGAAUAUAGCUCAAAUUUUGCCUGUGGAGAACCAUGUGAACCACCUCGAUAUCCUAUUCGACCAGAAGGUCAACAUCGUUUUGCAUCUAUUGGUGGAUUCAAACAACAUCCAAAUGAAUCACAAGAUAUGUAA
Molecule: messenger RNA, 498 nt
Organism: Adineta steineri
Lineage: Eukaryota; Metazoa; Rotifera; Eurotatoria; Adinetida; Adinetidae
Source: the annotation of a GenBank genome assembly